CCUCCGUACAGAUAUAUCAAUACAAAAUCCAAAUGAUAUCUCUCACCAGAUUCCCACCCUCCCUUUCUAGAACACCAAAUAGCACGACGAAGACGUCUCUUAUAUCCGCAAUCGGUUCCACUCGAUUUUGGUAAUGCCGCCCAUAAAUGUCGAGCGGCGGACUCACUCCCCAGCCGCUGCAGCCAGAGCACGGCCUCAACUGGGUGUUCCUGGUUGAGCUGUUGGUGUGCGGCAUUCUCUCCAUAUUCUUUCUCUUCUACUUCAACCGGCUGUUCGCGACCCUAGUCUCUUAUGGAAUUCGAGCAUACACAUGGCAUCGAUUCCGCGCCUACAUCGAUAUCCAAUCGCUGCAAAUAUCUCUGCUGGGAGGCCGCGUGUUCUUCAAAAACAUUCGCUACCACGCCCACAACGAAACGAUCCUGAUCCAUUCGGGCUUUAUUACGUGGAACUACUGGUAUAGGAAAGUCCAAGAUGCCGCCGUGUUUGAGGAGCAGUCGUCACCUGGCGGCACCGACGGCCACUCGACUCCAGGUCGACCGUCCAGGAGCCCGGAUGUUGACCGUAUGGAAACGGGCGGCGUCACAUCGAGCAAGAAACCGUCCGUGAGGAUCACCAUUCAGAUAUCUGGCCUGGAGGCUUUCAUCUACAAUCGAAGUCCCGGAUACGACGUGGUCGUGGAAAACUACCUGCGCUCCGUCAAUCUCAGCAGUCCAACGCGGGAAGGAUCCGAUGACCAGGCGUAUUCCACCGGAUUCGCUCAUGGAGAUCGGAUGAGGAACGUGCUGCAAAAAAACCGCCCUCAGCAAGAAGAGGAGGACCCCACGUCGCCUGCCUCCUCCAACGAGAAGCCCAGGCUUCCUCCAGCGGAGAAACCUUCGCUGCCAGCCUUCAUUCGGCUUUUCCCCAUCUAUAUCGACUGCAGCAAGGGAGCAGCAGUCCUCGGAAACGAGAACACCCCCCAGGUCGUUACGUUAAAGUUUGACCGUGGCUCGGGAACCAUUGACGCCGGUAGUUCAGGCCCCCUGGACAUAUACCGGCAAUUGUUCAAAUUCAACGUCGACCGCCCUGUCGUUCAAAUGCGACCGAAUACCGACUUCAAAAGCCUUCAGCUGGCCAUGGCCGCCACAGUAAAACAAGCCGAAGCUGAACCGGCCGUGGUGGCUCAGGACCCCCAUCGUCGGACCUGGAUACCCGAGUCUCUUCGGAGGAUGUCGACGGGUCGCCGGCAGUGGUUGCCCUUCCUGAACCGAUCCACCAGUUCCGUGGUGGAUACUGACAAGAAUCCUUCUUAUCCACAUCCUUCCAAGCUUUCCGUUCCGGGUCAUGAUCGAUGGCAGGGGCUCACACGGUACCUGGAAGACAUCGGAGAAAAUGAGCAUGACGAGUGGGAAAGCGUAGAGUACGCUAAGGCCAGUACGCUUGCCGACUGCCCUCGCAUCACAUUCUGCUUCUUUUGGGAUGUACCUGGUCCCGUACCCCUGGAGGACAUGGUCGAGAGCACAACUAUUGCACCUCCGGGAUACGGAAUGGAAAUCGGCAUUCACGGCGGAACCCUCAGUUACGGGCCUUGGAGUGACCGACAGCGCGUCAUCUUUCAGAACCUCUUUUUUCCCCAGUCGUUUGUCGAUGCCCCGCCACCUCCGAAUCUAAGGCCCGGAGACACUCGCAUCUACCCGGACUUCAGCUUACUGCUCACCAUCGAUGAAGAGACGACGCUUCGGAUUCCCAUGCGUGAACCUUCUAAAGAUUGGAAAUGGAAGGGUCGUUCGACAACAUCUUCCCGCCACAAACCGGCUGGGACCAACAAAGAGGGACAUUGGAAUCGCAAAUGGUCAACCAAACGGAAGCCCGAGAAAGGGAGUGGUGGGUCGGGUCCCCGGCCAUACGCUUGGCUGGACAUAAAGGUAUUCAAGGAGACGAGUGUCCGGUACAAGAUGGACAUGUACCCCGGAGAGUCCGGCUACUCGAAUGACCUGCGAGUGGACAUCGCUCGAUGCGAGGCCUACUCAAGUGUCAACCAUGGCCUGCUGUUGCGGACCGGCAAGCUCACCAUGGACGCCGACCUCUCAAAUCCGGCGGUAUGGAAUGCCCUCAGAGUAUGGAAGUUUCGAAUCAUCGCCGAACAACUGGACCUUUUCAUCUUGCGAGAUCAUUUUUUCCUCAUCAUCGACCUCUCCUCGGACUGGUCAUCCGGUCCACCUGGCGAAUACCACACGUUUGUUCCGUACCAGUAUCACAUCGCGCUCGACUUCCGGAACCCCAAGCUAUAUUUGAAUUCGAAUGAAGCCAACAUCAUCAAUAGCCCCUCCGAUUUUGAGGACAAUGAUUUCGUGAUCCUCGGCGGAACCAGCCUAACCGCCGAUCUCAUGAUCCCGUUGGACAGGUUCCUCCCUGUCAACAACGAGAUCACCUUCGAUGUCAUCGGCCAAGGCUUUAGCCUGGAGAUGUGUCUUCCGCCUAGGAACACCAUCCACAGCUUCUUGAAAGAUCCAGUGACCGCGCAACUCGAACACUUUUCUCUCGUAGGAAGCCAUUGCUAUUGGGCAGCGUCCUCCCCGACCGAGACUGAUCGAUUGACCAUGGAUGUCAAGGGUGACAAGUUCGGGCUGUACCUCUACGGUUUCCUUGCACGGCACCUGGUUAAGAUCAAAGAUAAUUAUUUCGGCGACUUUCUCCAUUUUCGGACCUUGGAAGAAUUCCAGUCUCGCCCGGAUCGAGAGGCCGUGGCCCACGAGGUGGAUCCCGAACUCCAGCCGGUGCGUGGAUCUGACUUGGACGUGGUUCUCAGCAUCUCGGUGCAUGACGCCAGCGUGGUCCUCCCGAAGCAUCUAUACGAUGCCGAGGCAGGGAUCGUGAUUGACAUGGAAUUUGCCAAUGUCGAUUUGAGAUUCACAAAUUACUACAUGGAUCUUGCAGCAGAUUUCAGUCCCUUGAACUUUGGCUCCGGGUCGUCGAUAUCCGAACCCGGGGCAGCCGGUCCGACAGAAAUCUUCUUGGACUUCACGAGCUUGGCCGGCCAUCGCCUCUUUGGACUCCCCAAUGCGGAGCCGACGUACGACUGCAUUUGGGAUCUUCGCAUCGGUCAAGUGGUUGGCGAAAUCUCUUCCCUUUUCCUGAACAACCUCGUCCAUGGGGCGCAAGCGUUCGCCUUUAGCUUCGAGGAUGAAGAGAAUAGCUCGCCCAUGGCAGACCCCUUCCUUGUGAACGACGUCACAUUCCUCCGGGUCCGUACGGAGCUUGUUCGACUCUGGCUUCGGCUGGAUCCUGAUGCAAUCAUGGUCGAAAUCGGACCGGCCAAUAUUGAACUCAACGAUCUUUGUGACUUGCUAUUUUCUCAGCGAGUUUCCAUCCAAAUGCCGUCGUUAACGCUUUCAUGUGUCGACACGAGCCAUCUGCAUCGCCAUCGGAGCCAAGUUGACCACGGUGACCAACCAAAGACCUACGCGUAUCUUCACACCGGCCUAUCCGUGAACGUCAUGCAACGCAGUUUGAACUUCCCCGAGAAGCGUGCUGCGCAACAACAUCACUUGCGUCAGCACGAUUGCCGGACAAAUCGGGUACCCUUUUUAAUCUCACCGGAUCCUCUGCACAUUGAGGACUCCGAGGACAACUUAAGGUCGAAGAUCGAUGACCCAGCAAGCUCCUUCCCACUUGUACCAUCGCCAAUGCACCAUGAUCUCGGGGACUUUGACAGCAUCAUGACCAGCACAAUGCCCGGAAAUUCGGGCAGCAGGUCACGGCAUGAGCAGUGGCAAAGUUCGUCAUCAUCGGGUGCUUCGAUUGCAUCCUCCAUCAGGCGACACGGCAAUCGGGCUACGGGAACCCCGAUGAAUACUCCCCGAUCCAAUCACGCUCAUGACCAUAUCACACCGACAGUGGACUCUGUGGGCGCAACCUCUUCGCGGAGAAUCAGCGACAUGAACGCAUCGACGAAAACAGACGGGACGACACCAUCACUGGCGUUUUCUACUCCGUUGGCGGCCCCGAGAUUUCCACUGGAGAGCUUUGUCGACGAGACUUUUGACAUUCCCACCUUCCGGCUGCACCGCGAGCCCCCAUCCGCGGACGACGACGAUAUUGGUGCCGAAUUUAAUGAUGUCAUCAACCGGCGACAGGACGAUGCCUUGGUCUCAACAACGGUCAUGGUGACACUCAAUCCCGGAGUGCAGGCUGUUUUCACGACAAGAGGAUUCAACGCCAUCCUUCGGGUCAUAGACAUCAUCCAGUGUCAAGAUGCUGAGACACUCUUGGAUUCAUGGCAGAUUCGGACCAUGUCUCGAAUCAUCACCAAACGCGACCUCCCCUCGCGACCCUCGUCAUCGUUAGACAUUGGUUUAACUAUUCCAGACGGUGCUGUUCGUUUUACCAAUAGGAGAACGCUGGAAAACAUGUCUGGACUGGAAAUCGCGCGGGACGAUAUUGAACUGCAACUUUCGAAUUUAUCCGUCCGCGCUCGAACCAAACACGUUUCCGGGUCUUCGAGCUCCCAAGAUCAUUUCCUCUUGCAUGCAUCGUUGAAGCGUGCCGAUGUUGCGACAACCACUGUAUCCGCAUCCCGUUCGUCCCAGCUCUGCCUGUUCCAAUGCGAGGAUAUUCUCACCUGGCUUACGUCAACCUCAUCAUUGAAUGCGACUUUAUCUGUUCGCAAAGUGGGGUUGGACAUGCAGAGCGUCCAUUUUACAACCUUCUUCCUUGCCAUGGAAGGAAUUUUGGAACUCGCAGAUGCGUUCAGCAAUCAGAUCAAGUCCAUAACUUUGGAGGAACCUCGCCGUCUGGUGGACCUGGUGCACCAUCUCGUCUUAGCUGGAGGAAGUUCCACCGACCCCGUCUUCAUGACCAGGCCAAGCUACAUGCUACGCGCUAUUACCGAUCAUCUGCGUAAUCACGAUUCUUGGAAGAUAAUCUCCCGCUUCCGCCACAUGUAUAGGACGUCAUCCAUCGUCUCCUAUGAUUCGAAGUCAUUUGAAGAAACACCAACCAGUUCUCUCCUGAGCGACAUCGUAGCAUGGGACCAGUGGAGGACUUGGGAGUUGCCUUCAGUGGAAAAGAGCGUCGCAAUGGAGCCACUGCAUGCUCCGCAGAGUUCCGCCCCCGAUACAUCCGCUCCCCUGGCGAUGACACUCUCUUUCCGUUGCGGGUUGCUCAACGUCUCGGUUGAUUCUGGAGUCGAUCAAAGCGCUGUUAUUCUACAUAACUUCAGUCUUGCUUUUAGUCACACACCACAACUAUCCCCAUCCGGACUCCUUGUCUCAAGCUUGCCGGAACAAUCCAGAGUUAUUCAGAUUGGCGCGGAAUUACUUGCCAUUCAAUUCCAAUGGAUGCUUCUGGAGGGUGUCCAGUCGCUUCUUGAGAAUAGCAAAGGAUGGACUCGAAUGAAUGCCGCGAGCAAACAACCUCAGCCGCGUGGAUCUUCACCUGCGAAAGGCUCGCGUCGCCUUCAGCUUGUCGCAGUCAUCGAUUCCACGGACCUCAGUUUGAAAAGUCGGCAUCUGCGUUUGGGGAACGCGAUGGAUAAUCUCUCAUGCUCGUUGAUCCUGGCACAGGAGUCCGAGGAGAGCAAAUCCGAUAUGAGCAACGUCGUUCUCCACGCUAGCAACGCCCUCUGUGCGGUGGUGUCGUCCCAGCGGAAGUUGAUAACCCUUGCUCUAUCUCUGCCAACUUUCGCAGCUGCCCUUAGCAAGCCAAAUGACAGUGGGAACGCGAAGCAGUGGACCGUUCAGGGACAAAGCGAAUUGGUCGACCUGAAUAUCGAGGAACACGUCCCGGGUUUAUUGGAACUGGCCGAUGACGUCCUUCGCAACGAGGCGGUUGACAUUAUGAAGUUCACAAACUCGGCAGCACCGCAUGCCGAGCAUACGAUUGCUUCAGCGGCCCCGAAAGUGAGAAGAGAACUCCCUAGCCUUCAGCUUUCGUUGUCACUGCAAUCCUAUCGAGUACAUAUCCGGCUGCUUCCAUCAGUGGCUUAUAGCUUUUCCGGCUCCACUGCCCAGCUCUGGGUGCAACCGACACUAGACCUAGUUCGAACGCUCAACAUCCACAUCGAUGUCGGUCGGCACUUUCACGAGCUGGACUCCUUUGGCCCCGACAGUUCCCUCGCGAUUUCGAAAUUCACAAUGCCCCAGAUUAAUGCCCGACUCAGCAUUGAACAACUCCACAACCAGAUCUUCCUGCGGGCGAACGUGAUCAGUGAGAAACUGGUGCUGGAUGCCUCGGCGUUGCAUGGUGUGCUCCUGACCAUCCAAAAGCCCGAAGUCUCGCGCACGAUACAGGCAGCGCAAGAAGACGUGCGUGCCAUCCAAGGGCACCUUGCAGCGUUGCGCCCUGCCCCUUCCGGUGCUCGGAUGCGAACGGUCGACCCGCUUGGGUUUGAUUGUCAAUUAUGGUUGCAAGGUCUACUGAUUAAAACAGUGGCCCCGAGCUCAGGCGACCUAGCUCCGGAGGCCCAUUUGAUGUUCGGUCUUGGUGCAGUGCUCCUCGAUAUCCGAGAUGGGAAGCGUCUCCAAGCGCAGCCAGCCGCCUUUCCCGAUCUCCAUUUCCAGGUUCAUAAAAUAUUCGCCGACCUCGUAUUAAAGAAAGAUGAACGGACCACCCCCGUGGGAAACGCGGUCCUGGCAUGCGAUAUCCGCUCGACGCAACGAAACGGGUCUGAACAAGGCCGCAUCUACCACCUUCGAAGCGAUCGGGUCGAUGUUAAUAUAUCCGCAGAAACGGCGUCCACGGUGGCCGAUGUCCUGAACCAUCUUCAAGAACGUCUGCGAGAUAUUGACCUUUCUCGUGAAAAAGAGUACCUCCGACGAUUCAGGCACCGAAAGAUGGCCGAUUCGUCGACGGCGCUUGACCAGGGCAACGGAGAAACUCCGGCCGACCCGCUCUCAUCUACUGGAAUCUUCACGUCACCGUUCAACGUGCUCGUUCGCCACGUCCAAAUUGCUUGGAUUGUGCAGUCUGAGGCUAAGCGUGCUGCUCCUCAGGAUGAUGAUUUGAUAUUGUCCAUCCAGCUAAUCGAGCUUUCGAGUCGCUCCCGUAGCGGGGCGAGGCUUGCAAUCAACGACUUGCAGGUCCAGCUUGUCCCCCAAUCUCAAGUGGAUCGCACUCAGAGAUCACGAAACUCGGCUCUUCUACCGGAAAUGGUGUUCAACGUCUUCUAUUCGUCCUCGGAACAGGACUGGCGGCUGAGUUUUCAAGCAGCCGGCAAGUCCCUCGAUUUGCGUCUCGACUCAAAGUUCAUACAUCCUCUCAAUACCGUGCAACAAUCUAUAAAGCUCGCUAUGCAGAGGUUCCGAUCUGCCGCCGAGAAUUGGACGGACAGUACUCCAACUGGUACUGUCCAAAGAACAAGUAUCUUCAAGACAAAGAAACUUUCCAGCCUAGUUGUGGACGCCGACUUUUCCGGAGCGGUCGUGCAUUUGACCGGAGGUGCUUCAACCUCCAUUAAAUCCCAUGUCCCCGCGUUUCCUCCAUCCACAGGCAACGGUCUCAAUACAACCACAGUUUUGCGGUCGCCCGGCAUGGCCUUGAAAGUGGAGUUCAAAGACGACAAUGCGAGCUCUACUUUGGACGGAGAGUUGAAAAUAUCCGCGUCUUCCAACAUUGUCUAUCCAGCCCUAGUUCCGCUUGUGCGAGAAAUCUCGGAUACCGUCAAAGACAUUGUAUGGAACAGCGAAUCCAAGGAUACGAACAUGACCGGAUCGAGGUUCCUCGAGGACGAAAACUUAUUGAAGGCGGAUCCGACAACGCUACUUGGGCGGACGAAACUCAAUUUUGGCAUCCGAAUUUGCCAACAGGACUUCGCCUUGAACUGCCACCCGUUCGCCCGAGUGCUGGCGGUUGCUUCGUUCGAUCAGAUCUACGUUCUAACAAGCAGCAUCACAUCUCCUGAGUACGGGGACUUCUUUUGCGUGACCGCCAAGGCGGAAAAUCUCGAGGUUUCAGUGAGGCACCAGUAUUCAAGAGAUUCGACGUUCAAGUUCAAUAUUGAAUCCGCGACUCUCUCGCUGAUGAAUAGUAAAUAUCUUAGCGGCGUGGCCGGCAUUUCCGCCAUCCUCAAGGUCAACCCGAUUAAAACGCAGGUCAAUGCACGACAAUUGCAAGACUUUCUGAUCUUCCGGGACAUCUGGCUUCCCUCCGAUUCUGCGAAGGCAUCGACACCGAACGUUGACGAGGCGAACGAGCAAGUCGAGUAUCUUGUUCAGCGCUAUCAACAGGUCACCGCAGCUACAGCGUUUCCUUGGAACGCGACGGUAGCGAUCGAAGCGAUUGCGGCAGAUGUGGAUCUCGGCCAGGGGAUUGGCAAAAGCACGCUUUCUGUUGCCAACUUGUGGGCAUCAUCCCGAAAGCGAUCCAACUGGCAGCAAGAAUUGUGCAUCGCCUUCGAAACGGUGGCGGUGACUGGCAGUGGGAGGACGAGCGGGUUCGUGCGUCUCAACGACCUACGGCUUCAAACGUCGAUCUCGUGGCCGUUGCAGGAAGGGCGAGUCCGACGGCAAACGCCGCUCAUCCAUGCCUCCCUCGGCUUUGACCGACUCCAAGCAAAAGCUGCGUUCGAUUAUCAGGUAUUUGCUAUUGCAGAUAUCAGAGCGUUCGAGUUCAUUAUGUACAAUACUCGGGACCCAAAACUCGGGGCGGCCGAUCGGCUCAUUGCGAUUCUGGACGGAGCCGAAGUCUUUGCAUUUUGCACAUCCACCACCGCAGCGCAAGCCAUCGCUUUUAGCCAGGCCGUAGAGCGUCUGGUGCAAGACAAUCAGGCAGCAUAUGCGCAAACCGUCAAGGAGCUGGAGAGAAGCAUUCAGCGCAGGAGGUCAUCAUCGGCACGACAGGCGCAAGCGUCUCUACAAGCGUCGCAAACCCCGAAUCCGGAAAAAUCACAUGCCUUCAUAUCGCUUCAUACGGACGUCGUUGUGACCCUACGGACCCUGUGUCUUGGCGUCUUCCCAGCCAAUUUUUCGGACCCGCAAUUGUUCUUGCUAGAGGCGUCGGAUACACAGGCUCGUUUCGCCGUGCUGCUGGAGGAUGACUCUCAAGUGCACAGCGGACUGGGCAUGACUUUAGGCCAUCUCAAUGUCGCCCUAGGCGUGAUUCCCCAUCCAACCCCGCACACAAGUGCUGCAGAAUUGACGGUGGAAGACGUCGUGGCGAGCGCGCGAUCCGCUCGUGGCGGCACGAUCCUUCGGGUUCCAAAGGUCGUGGCGAGCAUGCAAACCUGGCACCAGCCCCAGUCGAACCUCGUUAAUUACAUCUUCAAAAGCUCUUUCGAAGGCAAAGUGGACGUAGGAUGGAACUAUUCGCGCAUCGGGUUCAUCCGGAACAUGUGGGACAAUCACUCAAAGACGCUUGCGUCCCGACUUGGAAAGCCUCUUCCGGAGGCUGUCGUAAAGAUUACCACCGAGCCUGACGAAGGGGAUGGCCAACCAACGUCCACUCGUGGUCCACAGGGCAAGAUCACUGCGGUUGUAAACGUUCCGCAGUCUCGAUUCACCUACACGGCGCUUGAACCCCCGGUAAUAGAAACACCACAGCUACGAGAUAUGGGCGAGGCGACACCGCCUUUGGAAUGGAUCGGGUUGCAUAGGGACCGACUGCCCAACGUCACCCAUCAAAUCAUCCUGGUGCCGCUCCUUGAGGUAGCAAAGGAGGUGGAUGCCGCGUAUAAGCGGAUUUUAGGCUCAUCAUGAGAUGGUUCUCCACAGGCUGGGAAGCAAAGCAUGUAACAAUUUACAUCUGUACGAUAAUGACCAACGUAAUAUAGAUCAAACGACUUUAGAGGAACACGGCUCAUGCGG
Eremomyces bilateralis CBS 781.70 is the source of this 9779-nucleotide messenger RNA. RefSeq lists its product as uncharacterized. The transcript is spliced from 4 exons. The record is from RefSeq and is a predicted model, not a curated record. Gene Ontology annotation, cellular component: membrane. Gene Ontology annotation, biological process: fermentation. NCBI's taxonomy places the organism in Eukaryota, Fungi, Ascomycota, Dothideomycetes, Eremomycetales, Eremomycetaceae. The coding region runs from base 147 to 9671 and encodes 3174 amino acids.